Messenger RNA from Chrysochloris asiatica (Cape golden mole), 1484 nucleotides. It is a transcript of the gene NOG, whose product is annotated as noggin. Gene Ontology annotation, biological process: negative regulation of BMP signaling pathway; negative regulation of cell differentiation; osteoblast differentiation. The record is from RefSeq and is a predicted model, not a curated record. NCBI's taxonomy places the organism in Eukaryota, Metazoa, Chordata, Mammalia, Afrosoricida, Chrysochloridae. The transcript has a single exon. Bases 530 to 1228 code for a protein of 232 amino acids.
GUGCCAACGUGCGCGGACGCCGCCGCCGCCGUCGCCGCCGCCGCUGGAGUCCGCCGGGCAGAGCCGGCCGCGGAGCCCCGAGCAGGCGGAGGGAAGUGCCCCCGGGACCCGCUCGGCCAGCGGCGCCGCUGAGAGCUGCAGGACCAGGAGCCGGAGCAGGAGGAGGAGGGGAGACCGCUCGUCCACGCGCCUUGCGCCGCCGCGGGUCCGGGAAGGCAACGAGGAGCCGGCGUCCCCUGCGCCCCGCGGUGGCCCUGGAGUAAUUUCGGAUGCCCCGCCGCGGCCGCCUUUCCGAAUAGAACCGGGAGAGGAGUUGCAGCCAACUUGUGUGCCUUUUUUCCGCCCCUGUGGGAGCCGGCGCGGAGCGAAGGGCUCUCUUCGCGGCUCAUGCUGCCGGCCCUGCGCCUGCCCAGCUUCGGGUGAGCCACCUCGGGAGAGCUGGGGGAGCGCGGCGGCGGCGCCGAGGGCUCGGCGUGCUCUCCUCCUGGGACGCGGGACGAAGUAGCAGCCCCGGGCGCACGCCGGAGGCAUGGAGCGCUGCCCCAGCCUGGGGGUCACCCUCUACGCCCUGGUGGUGGUCCUGGGGCUGCGGGCGGCACCGACUGGCGGCCAGCACUACCUCCACAUCCGCCCAGCUCCCAGCGACAACCUGCCCCUGGUGGACCUCAUCGAACACCCGGACCCUAUAUUUGACCCCAAGGAGAAGGAUCUGAACGAGACGCUGCUGCGUUCGCUACUGGGAGGCCACUACGACCCGGGCUUCAUGGCCACCUCGCCCCCCGAAGACCGGCCUGGCGGGGGCGGGGGAGCAGCCGGGGGCGCCGAGGACCUAGCGGAGCUGGACCAGCUGCUAAGGCAGCGGCCGUCCGGGGCCAUGCCGAGCGAGAUCAAAGGGCUGGAGUUCUCCGAGGGCUUGGCCCCGGGCAAGAAGCAACGCCUGAGCAAGAAGCUGCGGAGGAAGUUACAGAUGUGGCUGUGGUCGCAGACCUUUUGCCCAGUGCUGUACGCGUGGAACGACCUAGGCAGCCGUUUCUGGCCGCGCUACGUGAAGGUGGGCAGCUGCUUCAGCAAGCGCUCGUGCUCGGUGCCCGAGGGCAUGGUGUGCAAGCCGUCCAAAUCCGUGCACCUCACGGUGCUGCGGUGGCGCUGUCAGCGGCGCGGGGGCCAGCGUUGCGGCUGGAUUCCCAUCCAGUACCCCAUCAUUUCUGAGUGCAAGUGUUCGUGCUAGAACUCGGGGGCCCCUGCCCACACCUAGACACUUGACUGACCCCCACCGACGCCCCCAGCCACAGCCUCCAACCAGUUCCUCCACCCUCGCGAGUGGAUUCAAUGAAAUUUUUUUUUUUUUUUUUUUUUUUGGCUACAGAGACCUAGCUUUCUGGUUCAUGUAAUGCACUGUUUAACUGUGUAGGAAUGUAUAUGUGUGUGUAUAUACGGUCCCAGUUUUAAUUUACUUAUUAAAAGGUCAGUAUUAUACGUUAAAA